AUGAAAACAUUAACUUUAUAUUUAAAAAUUACUACAUUCCUUCUUUUAAUUUGGAUGUAUCAAUGUUUUUUUAACUGUGAUUCCUAUAAAACUUUGAUUGAUAAGAAUAUAAUGCAAACAAAAAAUAAGUUAAAAUAUGAAAGAGUGUUAUCAGAGGGUGACAUAGCAGGAAAAAAGCAAACUUACGGUGAAGAUUGCAUAGGAGAAUAUCCAUUAGAUAAUAAAAAAAACAAAUGGGAAAAUUCAGCUAAAUGCGAGAAUCCGUACGAUCAAUGGCAUAAAGUCAUUACUCCAAAAUUGUGGGAGCAAUUUAAUAAAAGAACAAGUGAAAUGGACCCUAAUUGGAGAGACCAAAAAUGGAAUAAUGAAUGGAAUAAUAUUUCCGCUGACAAAGCUAAUGAUCUGUCUUCAAUAUAUCAUCGACAAGAUAUUUCAGAAGAAGAAAAAAAAAAAUUAAUUGAUAAUGUUAAGAUAGAACUCUACAAACUAUUUAUGAAUUUUUUAGACAAAUGUAUGAAAGAGAUGAGAGACAAUAAAACAGAAUCCGAACCUAUGAAAGAUAUAGAGGACAAUAAAACAGAAUCCGAAUCUAAAAAAGAGAUGAUAGACAAUGAAACAGACUCCGAAUCUAAGAAAGAGGUGAGAGACAAUGAAACGGAAUCCGAAUCUAAGAAAGAUAUAAAGGACAAUAAAACAGAAUCCGAAUCUAAGAAAGAAUUGACAGAUAAUAAAACAGAAUCCGAAUCUAAGAAAGAUAUGAGAGACAAUAAAACAGAAUCAGAAUCUAAUAAAGAGAUGAGAGAUAAUAUAACAGAAUCCAAAUCUAAGAAAGAGAUGAUAGACAAUAAAACAGAAUCCGAAUCUAAGAAUGAGAAGGGAAAAAAUAAAAUAAAAAAGAAUAAAUCAAAUAUUUUGAAAUUUCUUUUUAAGAGGUUUGAUAACCAUUAA
Plasmodium gallinaceum is the source of this 948-nucleotide messenger RNA. Its product is annotated as fam-g protein. The transcript has 2 exons. The record is from RefSeq and is a predicted model, not a curated record. NCBI's taxonomy places the organism in Eukaryota, Apicomplexa, Aconoidasida, Haemosporida, Plasmodiidae. Bases 1 to 948 code for a protein of 315 amino acids.